GGACCUGAGAGAGCUGGGACAGAGACAGACAUACAAUUCAGCAGCUUAUCAGAAGAACAACUUCUGUAUCUGAGGUUUAAAACACAAGAGAUGAGGAAAUCAUCCAACAGGAGGCAGCAGGGAUAAUUAAUUGCUCCAUGAAGAAUCAGGGGCCAUGUCGCUGAUGGAGCUCUGUCUCCUGGCACUGGCCUUGUGGGUUAGUGUCGGAGUAAAGGUCCAAGUUCGGGGCGACCAGAUGAAGCCAGCCUGGACACCUCUGAUCCCUCAUCGGCCUUUUGUUGUAGUGUGGAACGCUCCUACUGAGUCCUGCCGCAUUCGAUUCAAGGUGGACCUGGACCUCAGUGUUUUCGACAUUGUAGCGAACCUCAACGAAACCCUUAGCGGACCAAAUGUCACCAUAUUCUACCAUAGUCACUUGGGAUACUACCCAUACUACUCCAACUCUGGGGUCCCUAUCAACGGUGGACUACCGCAGAACCAGAGCAUCUCCAAACACCUGAGCAAGGCCCGGGCAGACAUCGAUAAGCUAAUCCCCCACAAGGAUUUUCGAGGCCUGGGUGUCAUCGACUGGGAGAACUGGAGGCCUCAGUGGGUCCGAAACUGGGGCUCCAAGGACAUCUACCGCAACAAGUCUAAGGAACAAAUCCGGAAACUUCACCCAAACUGGCCCGAGAGCAAGGUGGAGAAGGAAGCGAAGGAAAAUUUCGAGAGGGCUGGCCAGUCCUUCAUGAACCUUACCUUGGCCCUGGCUGAAGGUCGCAGGCCGGACGGGCUGUGGGGGUUUUACCUGUUCCCAGAAUGCUACAACUAUGGGUAUAAGCAGCACCCGCAACGAUACACCGGUGAAUGCCCCAACGUUGAGCAUGUACGCAACGACCAUCUAAUGUGGCUUUGGAAGGAGAGCACGGCCCUCUACCCAUCCAUCUACCUGGACUAUGAGCUCAAGUCCUCCCCCAACACUGUCAAGUUUGUUCACCAUCGAGUCAAGGAAGCUAUGAGGAUCGCGUCCAUCGCCCGUAUAGACUUCACAUUGCCUGUGUUUGUCUAUUCCAGACCUUUCUACGCCUACACCUUUGUGGUUCUUUCAGAGAGUGACCUGAUUCAUACCAUUGGGGAGAGCGCCGCCUUGGGAGUGUCAGGCGUUGUCCUCUGGGGAUCAUCAGAGUACGCUCGAUCACAGAGGAACUGCCUGACAGUGAAGAAGUACAUCGACGGUACGCUGGGACAUUAUGUCAUCAACGUCACCUCUGCUGCCAAGCUGUGCAGCAAAGCACUUUGCAAGAAGAACGGCAGGUGCGUCCGCAAGAGCCUGGACUCAGGCGCUUACCUGCACCUGAAUCCGCGCUUCUUCCACAUCCACCGCAACCUGGCGCCCAGGGGCCCCCGCUUCCACGUCAGCGGUCACCUCAACAACCACGACAUCCUGGACAUGAAGCACAAGUUCGUCUGCAAGUGCUACCAGGGCUGGACUGGCGUUUACUGUGAGAUGCCACAGGCUCCACCCCGUCCUCCUCCUCCCCCACCUCAGCCUGCCAUCCCUCUGCCUCACCCCAGGGAGAACAGCCUGCUGGGAGAUAUCCUGCUCCUCCUAUCCCUCCAUUUCUCCUGUCUGUGUAUCAUCAUGUUCCUGGGACUCUGUCUGAUAAUAAAGUGUCUGAUACUAUAGACACCAAGACUUAAUUUUAGGACCCCGGAGCCGCUGUGGAGAGGACAACACACAGGUCUGUAGAAUAAGCGGCUACAGCUGAGUGUUAGCCAGACUUAAAGUGUGAUCAAGUGCAGCUCCUCUAAUGUCCACUAGAUGCUGAAAUGAAUGGGAAAACAUCCAACUUCUCUCUACAAUCAACAAAUACAGUCAGUUCUAAGUAGCUGGGUUUACUUCAUCUAAUGUGUCUUAGUGGUGAUUUUGAAAAUCAUUUUUUAAUAACAGGAAUAUUUCACUAAAAAUCGAUGUUCGGAUUCACAACAGAGACCAAACUUCACAGCAAAAAAUGGAAUUAAAAAUCCAUAGACAUUUCUAACUGUACCGACAAUAAUCUCUGUCCAUCGAUCCAUUUUCUGCCACUAAUCCAGGUCCAGAUCGUGGUGGCAGCAGGCUAAGCAAGUUAGCCCGGACAUCCCUCUCCUCACCCACGUUCUCCAGCUCCUCGUACAUUUGUUUCUAAAGCUAGAAGCUACUUUCAUUCAGCCAAAAACAAAGCAGGCCACUGUUAAUAGUGCAUGGAUAACCUAUGAAUUACAUCUCUAGUCUCAUAGUGCAACACUGGUAAUCAGGCUGUCAGGAUCAACUCCACUCUGUUCUUGAGCCCAAGGAUUUUUGAAAAAUAUCUAAAAUACACUGUUUCUGUUUGUUGCUAGUGAAAGAACAUACAGAUCAACAGCAGAUAAGUGAAAUGUUUGCCAAGUUUCUAUGGACGUUUUGAUGCCUUUUUUUUGCUGUGAAACUGGGUCUCCAUGUGAAUCCAAUGUGACUGCAAGCUAUGAACUUUUCAGAGCUUGCAGGGCAUGAAAAUACUCAAAAGAUAAGUUUUCCUAUAAAAAUGAUGCUUCUUUUUACGGCCUAAAUAAAGAGAGAUAACUUGA
This is a messenger RNA of Siniperca chuatsi (mandarin fish), 2583 nucleotides long. RefSeq names its product hyaluronoglucosaminidase 6 (gene hyal6). Lineage: Eukaryota; Metazoa; Chordata; Actinopteri; Centrarchiformes; Sinipercidae. Gene Ontology annotation, molecular function: hyalurononglucosaminidase activity. Bases 155 to 1666 code for a protein of 503 amino acids. The transcript is spliced from 4 exons. The record is from RefSeq and is a predicted model, not a curated record. Gene Ontology annotation, biological process: carbohydrate metabolic process; hyaluronan catabolic process.